GUUUUCCGCCGCUCGUACUGGCCGCCCCGAGGGGGAGGGGGGAUGAACAAUGGCCAGUCUCUACCAAAGCACCGAGUCCUCUUCUCCGAACAAAUACCUGACAUUGAAGGAUGUGCGGCAAGUCAAGGAGGAGACCACCAUCGAUGAGAAGCUCUUCCUUCUGGCGUGUGAGAAAGGAGAUAAUUACAUGGUCAAAAAGCUGCUCGAUGAGAAAUUCAGCGAGCUGAAUAUAAAUUGUGUCGAUGUUCUGGGGAGAAAUGCAGUUACCAUUGCCAUUGAAAAUGAGAAUCUGGAUAUCCUGCAGCUUCUCUUGGACCAUGGCUGCCAGACCACGGAUGCUCUGCUUGUGGCAAUUAACUCUGAGGUUGUUGGUGCAGUUGAUAUUCUUCUCAAUCAUCGUCCCCGACGUUCAUCAAAGCCAACUAUAGCAAAAUUAAUGCAGAGAAUUCAGAAUCCUGAAUACUCGACUACAAUGGAUGUGGCUCCUGUUAUCCUUGCUGCUCAUCGUAAUAACUAUGAGAUCCUGACCAUGUUACUCAAACAGGACCUAUCACUACCAAGACCACAUGCAGUAGGAUGUGAAUGCACACUGUGUAAUGCAAAGAACAAGAAGGAUAGUCUACGCCAUUCUAGGUUCCGUCUUGAUAUCUACCGCUGCCUGUCUAGUCCAUCGUUGAUCAUGCUUACAGAGGAGGAUCCUAUACUAAGAGCUUUUGAACUCAGCGCAGAUUUGAAGGAACUGAGUCUCGUGGAGGUGGAAUUUAGGAAUGAUUAUGAGGAACUAGCACAGCAGUGUAAGACCUUUGCAAAGGAUCUCCUAGCACAGGCACGGAAUUCCCGUGAAUUGGAGGUUAUCUUAAAUCAUACAUCCAGCGAUGAACCUAUUGACAAGAGAGGAUUGCUUGAGGAGAGGAUGAACCUAAGCCGACUUAAGCUAGCAAUUAAGUACAACCAAAAAGAGUUUGUGGCUCAGUCCAAUUGCCAGCAGUUUCUGAAUACCGUCUGGUUUGGGCAGAUGGCAGGCUACAGGCGGAAGCAUACCUGUAAGAAGAUUCUGACUGUUCUUUCAGUUGCCACCCUGUGGCCAGCGUUGUCCCUUUUUUACCUGCUAGCACCAAAGUCUCGAGUAGGGCGAAUUAUUCACACUCCUUUUAUGAAAUUCAUCAUUCACAGUGCAUCAUACUUUACAUUUCUACUGUUACUGAACUUAUACUCACUGGUGUACAACGAAGACAAAAAAAACACGAUGGGUCCAGCACUAGAGAUGAUCGACUUCCUCCUGAUUACAUGGAUAACUGGAAUGGUGUGGUCAGACGUGAAGAGACUGUGGUAUGAUGGACUUGAAGAUUUUAUGGAGGAAUCUCGAAAUCAACUCAGUUUUGUCAUGAACUCGUUGUAUUUAGCAACAUUUGCUCUCAAAAUUGUGGCACAUAAUAAGUUCCAUGCGAUUGGAGACAGGAAGGAUUGGGAUGCGUUCCAUCCUACUUUAGUGGCAGAAGGUCUUUUUGCUUUUGGCAACAUUCUCAGUUACCUACGGCUUUUCUUUAUGUACACGACUAGUUCCAUCCUUGGACCAUUGCAGAUUUCCAUGGGACAAAUGUUGCAAGAUUUUGGAAAGUUCUUGGGAAUGUUUCUGCUUGUUCUGAUCUCUUUCACCAUCGGCCUUACUCAGUUGUACGAUAAGGAGUUUUCAAUGGUGGAAGGCAAGGAUUGUUCUGGAAUCUUCUGUGAGCAACAGAGCAACGUAGCCUUCCAUUCUGCCCAGGGAAAGACUUCAAGUGCCAAUUCAGGUAGACCUGCCACAGCUAAUCUGCUAAUGUUUGUUGGGACCUGCUAUGCCCUAUUUUGGUAUAUUUUCUCCCUGGCACACGUGGCACUGUUUGUCACAAGAUUCAGUUACACUGAUGACCUGCAAUCUUUUGUUGGAGCACUCAUCAUCGGCACAUACAACGUGGUGGUUGUGAUUGUCCUGACUAAACUGCUGGUGGCAAUGCUACACAAAAGCUUCCAGAUGAUCGCUAAUCACGAAGACAAGGAAUGGAAGUUUGCUCGAGCAAAGCUGUGGCUGAGCUACUUUGAUGACAAAUGUACUUUACCGCCACCAUUCAAUAUCAUUCCUUCCCCGAAAACCAUUUGCUAUCUCUUCACAAGUCUUAACAAAUGGAUUUGCUCUCACACCAGCGCUGGAAAAGUGAAACGUCAGAACAGCCUUAAAGAAUGGAAGACUCUCAAGCAUAAACGAGAUCAAAAUUACCAAAAAGUAAUGUGUUGCUUGGUCCAUCGUUACCUUACUGCAAUGAGGCAAAAGAUGCAUAGCACAGACCAAGCUACUGAAGAGAAUCUGAAUGAACUGCGCCAGGACCUUUCCAAGUUUCGCAAUGAAAUGAGAGACCUUCUUGGCUUCAGGACAGCAAAAUAUGCCAUGUUCUAUUCACGGAACUAAAAAGUAUUUCAAGGCACUAGAUGCUGACGUGUUUCAUUCAUGUUGUAAGUAUGAAACUAAGUGGAAGGACGUCUUUGUCAUCAUUUGUCAUCAUCAGAUAGUUCUGGUUUGUUCAAUAUUUGAUUUAAUGCGAUCUAUUUUCGUAAA
This is a messenger RNA of Hemiscyllium ocellatum (epaulette shark), 2590 nucleotides long. RefSeq names its product transient receptor potential cation channel, subfamily C, member 1 (gene trpc1). Lineage: Eukaryota; Metazoa; Chordata; Chondrichthyes; Orectolobiformes; Hemiscylliidae. Gene Ontology annotation, cellular component: cation channel complex; membrane. The record is from RefSeq and is a predicted model, not a curated record. The transcript has 14 exons. Gene Ontology annotation, molecular function: store-operated calcium channel activity; inositol 1,4,5 trisphosphate binding; protein binding. Gene Ontology annotation, biological process: calcium ion transmembrane transport; manganese ion transport; regulation of cytosolic calcium ion concentration. Bases 50 to 2443 code for a protein of 797 amino acids.